Molecule: messenger RNA, 1907 nt
Organism: Lacerta agilis (Sand lizard)
Lineage: Eukaryota; Metazoa; Chordata; Lepidosauria; Squamata; Lacertidae
Gene: FAM3C
Product: FAM3 metabolism regulating signaling molecule C
Exons: 10
Coding region: 134-817 (227 amino acids)
Source: RefSeq, a predicted model, not a curated record
GCAUGCGCAGUCGGAGGAGGCGGCGGCGAGGAGGUGGCGGCGGCGGCAGCGAGGCGCUCGCUGCUGGUGGGCCGGCGAAGGCGGCAGGGAACUGGUUAAAUGCAAUUGUGUCGAUAACGAAAGAAGGGCAACCAUGAGAAUAGCAGGAGCUGCGAAAUUGGCGGUAGCGGUAGCCGUAUUUCUGCUGACAUUUUAUGUCAUAUCCCAAGUAUUUGAAAUAAAAAUGGACAGCAGCCUAGGGAACCUGUUUGCAAGAUCACCACUGGAGCUACCGGCACGGCCUACAAAACCCCCGAGAUAUAAAUGCGGAACGUCUAAAAUUUGUCCAGAGAACCAUUUUGCAUUCAAAAUGGCAAGUGGAGCAGCCAAUGUCGUUGGGCCUAAAAUUUGCGUAGAAGAUAAUGUGUUGAUGAGUGGAGUUAAAAACAACGUUGGAAGAGGCAUUAAUAUAGCUCUGGUCAAUGGCAAGACAGGUAGCAUGGUGGAUACAAAAUUCUUUGACAUGUGGGGUGGAGAUGUCGCCCCGCUUAUUGACUUUCUGAAGACCAUUAAAGAUGGAACAAUCGUAUUAAUGGCAACCUACGAUGAUGGCGCAACUAAGCUUAAUGAAGAAUCGCGGAAACUGAUAUCUGAACUAGGAAGCACAUCCAUCACAAACCUUGGCUUCAGAGACAACUGGGUCUUCUGCGGCGGGAAAGGAAUCAAGACUAAAAGCCCAUUUGAACAGCAUAUUAAGAACAACAAAGACACAAACAAGUAUGAAGGAUGGCCAGAGGUCGUUGAGAUGGAAGGCUGCAUUCCACAGAAGCUGGACUGAAGGCAUCGUCAAAUGGACAUUUACAGUGCAAAAGGACAUUGGAGGGGAAAUGCACUUUCUGCUGCUGUUGGGUAGAAAAUACUUUGUAUGAAGGAAGAAGAAUUACGAUGUAUGGGCACAUCCCAUCCAGGGUAGUAUCUCGCUCAAGACCCAUAAAAAUGAAUGGGAGCUGAGCAAAUGAGCAUGGUGAAUCGCGCAGUUCAUUUUAAAUGGGGCUUGUGCAGGGAUUUAUCCAGCCAGAUUGUGCCCCAUGUAAAUACUCUCCAAGCAUGUUUCCACCUUAGAAUGUGCAUGGGCAUUGACAUUUUUGAAAAUCUGAUUUAUUUAUUGUCAAAACAGAGAUCCCUUCUUUUGGUGUAAAUGUGUACAUAGGCCCAGACCGAGGAAAUUAUUCUUUCUAAGCAUCUUCCUCCUCUCCUUACUUGCUUUUCUUUUACUCCCUGCCCCAAAAGCACAAUGUUCAGGUUAUUUUAUGGUAAAUCUCUCUUAGAACUACCAGCAUAGGCCAUUAAAAUGUACCCAAUAAAUAACUGAACUGAUCCUGAGCUAUGUUGUAGUUUGCUCAAACAAUGGUGACGUUGGCUGCAAGUGCAUAUCUAGUGGGAUAUGUCAACCUUAGCCAAAAAUGCAAACUUAUAUUUAUGUUCUGCCUCUUUGAAAGCAGCAUUCUUCUGUGAUCCCUACUCCUUUUCAAACCUUCAGAUAGGUAAAGGUUGAGUGUUGAAUACAAAAUUGUAGGCUGCUAUAAGAAGCACAAUUAAACCCUUUUAAAAUGAAAGCCAAUGUACAUCAUUACGUUCGUUGCUAUUGUCUGAUUAUCUGUGGCCCAUGCUUCUGGUUAGCAAAACAUACUGCUAAUAGAGCAGGAUAAUGUAGUUGCUUUGUGUCUCUGUGUGUUCAGCUAGACAUCUUUUAAAGUUCUAUAAACCACCAACCGCGCCAAUUGCUUUAGAUAGUAUUGGACAGAAAGCCACCAUUGGCAGUUAAGUGUUAUUCUGGAAGCAUGUUAAAAAGUAGACUUAAUUUCUAUUAGGAAUUAAACUCUGCACGCAUCAGCCAAUCUGGGCAGUUUUGCUACCUUUCCUACAAG